Molecule: messenger RNA, 2902 nt
Organism: Poeciliopsis prolifica (blackstripe livebearer)
Lineage: Eukaryota; Metazoa; Chordata; Actinopteri; Cyprinodontiformes; Poeciliidae
Product: C-C chemokine receptor type 3-like
Exons: 3
Coding region: 146-1243 (365 amino acids)
Biological process (GO): immune response; chemotaxis; G protein-coupled receptor signaling pathway
Cellular component (GO): membrane
Molecular function (GO): chemokine receptor activity
Source: RefSeq, a predicted model, not a curated record
AGAACACACAGAUGUUUAAGACCCACACUUCUCGGAACUUCCUCUGACUUGCUGACUUAUAAGUGAGUAACUUGCACUGGGUUUGUAGUGGGACGGAAGUUCAGAGUGAAAAGUUGGUGCUCUUCAGCCACAGAUUUACAGAAAGAUGGAAAAGACAACGACACCGUAUUAUGAUGAUUAUGUAAACUAUUCAGGUGAACCAAUAAGACCGUGCAACCAUGACAGUUCUAACCUCCUGGGAGCUCAGCUAUCCGUCCUCUACUACUUCAUGUUUGCCUUCAGUCUCCUUGGCAACGGGCUGGUCCUGAUCAUCAUCUACCGCUUCGAGAGGCUGACCACUGUGACCAACAUCUUGCUGCUGAACCUGGUGGCGUCCUCCCUGAUCUUCAUGAGCAGCCUUCCUUUUGUGGCCGUCUACAUGCAGAUCUCUGAAUGGAUUUUCAGCUCAGCUAUGUGCAAGAUUGUCUUCAGUGCCUACUACAUGGGCUUCUACAGCUCAGUUUUCUUUUUAACUCUGCUGACCUUUGACCGACACCUGGCUGUUGUGUAUUCGCUACCUGCUGCUCAUGUGAGGAAUCGACGUUACGCAGUCAUUUCCUGUGCGGUGGUGUGGCUGGUGAGCGGUUUGGCUUGCAUCAGGCCAAUGCUUAUCAUGAACAAGUUUAAACACUUUGACAACAAGACAUAUUGUGAAGAGUAUCCCAGUCACCUCCCAAAUAUAGAUGUGAUAAAGCUGAGAAAUGCUGGAUUUUACAUUCAGCUUUUUGUUUUCCUCAUCCUCCCUCUGGCUAUUAUUAUCUACUGUUACGUCAGGAUCACAAUCACAGUCAUAUCAUCUAAAAUAGCUACUAAAUUCAAGACAGUCAGACUGAUCUUCAUCAUCGUACUGCUGUUUUUUAUCUGCUGGACUCCUUUCAACAUAAUAGAGCUCCUGCAUGGUAAACUCACAACCUGUGAUGGUAAACAGAAACUCAGUCAUGCUGUUCAAGUCACCCGCAACAUGGCAUACUUUUACUUCUGCAUCAGUCCAAUCUUUUACACAUUCGUAGGGAGAAAAUUCCAGAACUACUUCAGGCAUCUUUUGGUUAGUCGUUUCCCAAGCUUGAAGAAGUACAUUUCUGUUGUUGAAAUCAGCAGAAAUAACACAUCUACCAAAGGGACUGAGGUUAGUGACGGGAGGGGAAGCUGGAGCUUAUUAAGACAUCAGACAGAUAAGAUGACAAAUCAACAUGGGAAUGUAUAAGAAAAGCAUUAGUUAGUUGAAAUGAGUAUGAGUAUGAGUAUUAGAAAAAAAACAUGUUUACUAAACUUGGCUGGAAUAAUAUAGUUUUGGAAUGAAUUUGCAAUUCUAGACCUUCUGUAGAUUUUCAUUCAUAACUUCCAGAAAAAUAAAUUAUGUGAAUUCAAAAUGGUCUUAAAAAGGCAGUAAUCUGUAAAGAAAUUUAAAGUAAUGUGAUGUGUAAAACGGGCAACACAGUGGCGCAAUUGGUAGCACUGUUGCCUUGCAGCAAGAAGGUCCUGGGUUCGAUUCCAGCCCUAUGGUCUUUCUGCUUAUACAGUACAUGUUCUCCCUGUGCAUGGUGGGUUCUCUCAGGGUACUCCGGUUUCCUCCCACAGUUCAAAAAACACGACUGUCUGGUUAAUUGGUCUCUCUAAAUUCUCCCUGGGUGUGAGUGUGUGUUUGUCCUGUCUGCGUUGCCCUACGACAGACUGGCGACCUGAAACAGUCUGUGUGUGGGUACGUGGUACUUUAACUGACCCCCACAGUCCAAAAACUUUGCUGUUGGGUUAACUGGGCCCUAAGUUGUAGCAAGAAGCCCUUUCUUCCUAAAAAUCACCUAAAAGUCUCUCAGAAGAAUGUAUUGACAUCUGAGUAAACCAAACUUUAACUUUGUGUAUGAAAACAGCAGCACACUGCUAACACCAUAGCAUCUUGUUCUGAGGUUACCUUCUCUCCGAGGUCGCUAAACAUUUGCCAAAGUGGAUGUAAUCAUGACCAGUUCUAAAUAUUUGUCUGUUUUAACCUAAAUUUGUCAGAAGAUCUUAGUUUGAGGAUAACCAUCCAAGAAGCUGUGUCUACAAGAGUUUUACAAAAAGGAACGUAAAGUUUGUCUUUAGGCAACUUGCCAAUCAUUGAGGAACAACUGCUGACCAACACAAACUGGAUUCUAUACAUAGUUUGAUAAAAACAUGUUCCAUGUUUAUUUUUGGCACGCUUGUUGCAGUUCCACUCCUAAAUAGUGGGCAUCAUCGUGGACAAAGCACAACGAUGACUUGUCAUUCUCAAAACAAAAUGUCAACGUUCACUGGAACAAAUCAAUGCCAAUUUUUAAAACCUUAUGACUCAAGAGGUGAUUCAGAAACUGUCACUUACUAUUACACCUGCUGUACCGGCACCGGUAUGAGUCGAUGAAUGUUAACAUUCCGAAUGUACAGAUGUAAAUGAAUCUGUAAAUAGCUUGUGAUUUUCUCUCUUUUUUAGUGUUUUGGGUUGAUCUGACUGAAAUGACUGUGAAGAGAUUUCUUUAUUAAACUGAUCUUGACUUUGCUGUUUGGUAACCAGGAUUCAUUUAGAAUGUCUAUAUUUGAAAUCUCUGAUUUGAUUGAGGUGACUCUUUUUGUUUCGUGUUGUAAAGCGCUUUGAGACGUGUUGUGAAUUGGGGCUAAAUCUGUAAGUAGUUCGUGAUUAUAGUUGUAGAUUCUUUUCAACAUUGAGCAUUGACUUCAACCUUUUACACAUUUGUAAUGCUGUGGAUUAUAAUAUGUUGUUUAUUAUUGUUUGAUUUACAACUUUGGCAUCUUGUGUUUUUGUGUGUAAACAUCUAUUGUAUUUUCAAAGACCAUUAUUUUGUUGGCAGUUGCCAACAAGUUUUGAUUUUGUACUUAAAUUUGAUUGUUUUGU